CUGUUUUGCUUCCAACUGUUUUGACGGUACACCAAAAUGUCCAUGCUAGUCUUAUAUCUGUGAGUCUGUGACCGCUGUGAUGAAAAUGUGUCGUUUAUGACGUUUAAUGAUCUGUACCACUGCGCUAAAAUUGAGGUUUUGAAAACAGUUUAAUCACAGUCAUGGCUCGAGUCGUGAAAGUGUUUCGGACUUUGCGAAAUCAUUGGAAGAAAAGCACAUUUGCUGUGUGUGUCUUGUCCUACGGUGGAUACUGGCUGUAUGGAAAACACUGUGACAGCGUCCUGCGCAGAGAGGCGUGUCUACUAGCCAGGGAAUAUGGACAGCAGCAGAUAGCACCACAGGAGCGAAUCAGGAAAGCAACUGUGAUUUUGAACCCUGCAGCUUGCAACGGGAAAGCCAACAACCUAUUUGAAAAGAAUGCUGCUCCUAUUUUACACCUGGCUGGUGUGCAGAUUACAGUAGUCAAGACAGACUAUGAAGGCCAGGCAAAAAAACUGAUCGAGUUAAUGGAAGAAACAGACAUGCUGAUCGUGGCUGGAGGAGAUGGCACGUUGCAGGAAGUGAUCACAGGUUUACUGAGAAGGCCAGACCAAGACGUCUUCAGUAAGACACCAAUUGGAUUCAUUCCACUAGGCUCCCAUAAUUCCCUCAGUCCAAGUCUUCAUCUCCUCAGUGACAACAAGGUCAAGGACAUCACAUCAGCAACACUGUCAAUACUGAAGGGAGAAACUGUACCGCUGGAUGUGCUCCAAAUCAAAGGAGAGAAAGAGCAGCCAGUCUUUGCUCUGAUGGGACUGCGUUGGGGGGCUUUUAGAGAUGUGGCUUCAAAAAUCAGCAAAUAUUGGUACCUCGGACCGCUGAAGACGAAUGCGGCACAUUGGUUUAGCACUCUGAGGGAGUGGCCUCUGGUCCGGGAUGUCUCUGUGUCCUAUUUGGCUCCCACGCUUCGGCCCCCUGACCUGCCCCCUGUGAAGGCCCCCAGGCCGAAUCUGAUCUACCGCAUCAUCCGCAGGCUGAAGAACUACUGGAACCCACCAGCUGAAGAGCCUCCAAAAGUGGAAGAGCCAGAGAAGUGGGAAGAGCAGCAGCUGUCAACGUUAGAGCUCUUUAUUCAAACACACAACAAAAACCCAGUGGAGAGGCGCAUCAAUGACUCCCUCAGGAUCAGUGCAGAGACUCACAACUUGACCAUGGGCGAGUUCAUUACUGCAGGCAAUAAAAAAGCAGCAGACCCGACUGUAUUCACUGAAAAUGCCACAGAAUUGGAGGCUGGUGCUUGCCGGCUGCAGCUGCCAGAGGGCGCCUCUGGCUUCUACAACAUCGACAAUGAGGAGUAUGAGGCGAUGCCUGUGGAGGUAAGGCUGUUGCCACGGAAACUCCGCUUCUUCAUCAGUGCCGAGCGCAGAGAGCAGCUCCUCUCACAGAUCCAGUGAUGAGAAAACAGAGAAGCCGAAAGAAGACAAGAACAGCGGGACAGAAGCCGAAUUCGAGGGAAGUCAAAGAACCAGAUGCCAUCAAACCCAGAGUUCACCCUCAAAAUGGAUUUUUGCUUUGCCAGCAGUUUUUUAAAUGAUCGUGAAGUGCUGAUGGGGGCUGUUUUGCUCCAUGUAAACAUAAAAUAUUCAGUACCAGUUACAAAAACAACUACCUUACAGGCUGUUUGCUGUAUGUUAAAGGACCAAGGCUUCUUUUCUAAGCCAGUAACCCAUGCACAGGCUGUCUUACAGGAUGUUUACUGAAAAGUUCACUAUUAACAUGGUCAAUAAAAAUAAUGUCUGCCCA
This is a messenger RNA of Oreochromis niloticus (Nile tilapia), 1782 nucleotides long. RefSeq names its product acylglycerol kinase (gene agk). The transcript has 14 exons. NCBI's taxonomy places the organism in Eukaryota, Metazoa, Chordata, Actinopteri, Cichliformes, Cichlidae. The record is from RefSeq and is a predicted model, not a curated record. Gene Ontology annotation, cellular component: mitochondrion; cytoplasm; membrane. Gene Ontology annotation, biological process: phosphorylation; ceramide biosynthetic process; sphingosine biosynthetic process. Gene Ontology annotation, molecular function: ATP-dependent diacylglycerol kinase activity; ceramide kinase activity; acylglycerol kinase activity. Bases 162 to 1433 code for a protein of 423 amino acids.